Molecule: messenger RNA, 3193 nt
Organism: Dimorphilus gyrociliatus
Lineage: Eukaryota; Metazoa; Annelida; Polychaeta; Dinophilidae
Source: the annotation of a GenBank genome assembly
AGUAGAGACUGGAUUAUUUCAAGGGUGAAGAAUGAUCUGUACGAGAUUAGCUACCAUUUUCUUCCUAUUCACUGUCUUUGGCGUUAAGUAAGUCUCAUUACAAUUAAGUUAAUAAAGUAAUAAAUUACAUUUAAUUAGUUAUAUGGUUUAAUAAGGUUAUUAAAAAAAAUUUCCACCUUUUUAACCCGUUUUUCGUUCAUUAACCGAGAAAUAGUUGUUUCUAUUCUAAAUAUGUUGAUAUUUAGCCAAAAGGAUACAAGAAUUCGGAAAAUUUUCUUUAUAUUAUUUCAUUUUUCCUAAAGCGUUUAAGUAGGCGUUAAGCAUGAAGGCAAUAAAAAAAAUUAGACGUAGAAGAUUAGGAGUAAAAGAAUACGAGAAAACAAAAAAAAGAGAAAGAGAGAGAGAAAGAGAGAGAAGGAAGAAGAGAUGAGAUGGGAAUCGUAAAGAGAGAAUAUAGGUUAAUUUAUACGGGUUUGUUUUUAGAUGUAAUCAAGAUAUAUACAUAUUUUUAUCUAUAUAUUAUUAUAGUAAUUUUCUGUUUGGUUUUAUCGUAGAAAAUGUUCUUCUGUAAAAUCAAUCAAGUAGUUUAAAUAGCUAUGUUUUUCUACUUUCACUUUGAGAGUAACUUUAAAAUAAAUCGACCUUUUUACAGUAUAUAACACUCUAAUAUGAUGAUUAAAUACUUGUUUAGACGAUAAACGACACAUUAAUGAGCAUAUAUAUGUAUACAUAUAUCAGCGACUAACAUAAAAAUGAAUACUUUUGGCCACGCCUUCUCGACAAUUAAUCACCCGAUAAAUGCUCUUAAAAAAACAUAUAGAUAGUAUUUUCCUACUUUGCCAUAAAAUUUGAUCGAGUAGGCCCAACUGAGAAAAAGUGAAAAGAACCGAUUCGUAUCUUGCUCUCUCCCUCUCCCCCUCUGGAAUGAUAGGCUUUAAUUAUAGAAAACUUUUCAACCCUUCAGGCUUUCUCGCAUGGAUUUGCGUUCGUUUACGGAAGUUUUUGAGCGAGGCUACUUAAACAAACUGGCGCCUAACGUAAACGUUAUCGGUGAAAUUGUUUUAAAACUCGACGAAGGAAAUUGGAAGUUUACAGAAGAUUUUAGCAAACUUUCUCUUCUUGUUUGGCAAGAAAUUUCUUGGAACGAUUCAACAAGAAAAUGGGCCCCUAGUAAUGAUAGUAAGACUAUUGAGAAUGCAUCUAUGAGGAAAACAGAUAUAUGGACACCGAGUAUUUAUCUAUUCAAUCCUAACGAAAACUAUGAAUCUAUUCAUAAAUCGGAUGUCGUUCAAGUAUAUAGUACUGGAACUUUUAUGAUGGAAGAAGGCUUUCGAACAACUUUACCUUGUAGGAAUAAUACGCCAUCUGGCGAAUCGAUUAGCUGCUUCUUCCGUUACAUGGUAUACGGUCUAGGAGAAACAAAAGUCAAUAUUAAAAUGUUUGGAGCCUCGCAAAAAUUCGAGGUUGCUCACGUUUCAAUUGUAAAGAACGAAGAUGAUAGAAAUAUAGGAGCGAAAACGGUCAAUAUGAAGAUUUCAAAGAAUAUUAUUAUUAAUAAUAAGGACGACAAUAGUUCAUCUGAAUUUACUUAUUCAGUCUCCUGUUUGCUUUUAGUAUUUUGCAGUUUCUUAUUUAGGUAAUUAAGUGUAUUCUUUCAAUUUUUUCUUCUUCUACUUCUAAUUCUUCUUCUACUACUUCUUCUACUUCUUCUUCUUCUACUUCUUCUUCUUCUUCUUCUUCUUCUUCUUCGUCUAAUUCUCUUUUUCUUUUAAUUCUUCUAUUUCUUUUUUAAAAAGAGAAAAAAAGAAGCAAUCGUUUGCCUUUAGCUUAAUUUUUUAGGACAUAAAAAAUGAACUAGAUUUCUUAAUUAUUACCUAAAAAGGGAGAGAAAAGAUAAAAAUGAAUGAGUUGAAAUAAUAAGAUUAUUAUGUAGUACAAAAAGAAAUAGAACAUUCUAGGGAUUUUAUUUAUUUUUUUCUCUUUCUUUUUAAAAAAAAAGAAAUACUAAUUAUUUUAAUAAUUAAUAAAUACUUUGAAAGUUCAAUCGGAUUUGUUAAAAGUUUGAAUAUUUAGAGAAGAUGAAAUGAGUGAAAUCUCUUCUUCCUCUUCUAACAUUACUACUGUAUUUCCCUUUAUAUUUUGAUUUCUCUAUUGACUUUCUCCUCUUUCCUUCUUUGAUAUCUCAUAUUUUUGUUUUUUAUUCAGUUGUGCCUAUUUUUUUAUCUACAAUUUCUUUUUUAAUCAAUUUAUUAUUUAUAUAAAAGUGACUUGAUAUGUAUAAGGACAUAUAUACUAAAAUAUAUAUCUUGUUCUUUAUUUCCGGUGUCGAUUUCUUGCGUGGAGUUUUAUCAUAAGAAACAUUUGCUUAAGAAUUGUAUAGGGCUACUCAUAAUGUAAUGGUAUAUAUGGAUGCAUAUAUACAGGAUAAACUGUAUGCAUGUAUAUCCUCAUGAUCUGAAAUUAUCUUUUACGUUGUAUACUGUUUGCUGAUUGUUUGCUACAAUAGAAAGAAAGGAAAGGUUUAUUAACUUUUUUAAUUAAUUAACUAGUUAUUUCUUUUAUCUAACGGGUUUAAAAGAAAUAGACAUGAAAGGGGUUGCGGAAAAUCAAGGGAAAAGAGUAGGGAACUUUUCAUUGGAAAGCAGUAAAAAGUAGUAUACAUGUUAAAGAUAAUCCUCAACUGAUUGUGUAUUGGCAAUGACAUCUCUUUCUUCUUGAAUUAACCUUUCUUUUAGUUCUAUAUAAUCUAUCGUAAAAGGUUGGUAUGCGCUUUUGUUUUCGUGCUGUUGUAUUGCUCUUGUGUAUGCAUAAUGCAGUUUUUUCCCCAGAUUAGCUUCUCAUCAAUUAGUGCUUUAUAUUGUUGAGAUUAACUUAGUUGAAAGGAAUAUAGGUAUUUUUUAUUCUUCUGCUAUCAAAUAAAUUAUUAUGUUUAAUAGAUGACCUACAUUUAUUUCUGCAGAUAAAUCGUGCAACUAUUCCUUUGCACGUAAGGUGCGGUGAAAGUCUAGAUAUAGUUAUUACAGUAGAUAGCUUUUUCUAGAUCAUUUCCGUCGCAUCUUUACCAGCUCAUAAUAGCGUAUAAAUGAAAGCAAGAUCUAAGCACGCAUCUAGUCUUAUUUUAUAAAUACAUAAACAGUGUAUGGCUUACAAUGUUUGUAGGUAUAACCAAAAUAGAAAAUAAGACAAGUUUGGC